AUGUACGCCACGACCCGAUUUUUGCUCAAGUGGAUCAUACAUCAGCAUUGUUCCUGCGACUACCACCACCUAUCCGCCACCACCCUGUCCCUCUAUGACCUGUGUGCCCGUCAUUACCACACCUACCGCUUCCACUCCUUUGCCAGAUCCGAUUAUCACACCCUUUGCGGGCGCCGAGCAUGGAUAUAG
Messenger RNA from Coprinopsis cinerea okayama7#130, 189 nucleotides. RefSeq lists its product as hypothetical. The transcript has 2 exons. Lineage: Eukaryota; Fungi; Basidiomycota; Agaricomycetes; Agaricales; Psathyrellaceae. The record is from RefSeq and is a predicted model, not a curated record. The coding region runs from base 1 to 189 and encodes 62 amino acids.